AUGACGACUGUAGCUGCAUACGGUAUGGGCAGAAUCGGAGGAGAAGCGGCCUAUCUCUCCGCCAUUACCGGAUUUGCCGAUGAACUUGUUCUUUACGAUAUCAAUACCGACCUUCUCAGCGCACAAAAACUCGAUAUCCUUCACGGUCUUGACAUUCCGAUUUCCACCACGCUCUCCGAUUUAAAAAAAAGCCGACUACGCAAACCUGAAAGGUUUGAGGGUAAACUCCUGGUAUUGACCAACCCCGUCGACGUAUUUACCUGGUACUUUGCCAAACAUACAUCACUUGAACAGAAUCAGGUUGUCGGAUUCGGCGGUAAACUCGACAGUCGCCGAUUUACCCUUGCCCUUCUAUCCCGCGGAAUCCAGGAACAGGGACUGGUUAUUGGUGAACACGGUGAACAUCAGGUACCUCUCUUCUCCCGCUUAUCCACCGCGGUUGAUAUCGCCACACGGGAAGAUAUCUUACAGGGUCUGAGAGGAUCGUCAAUGCCGGUAAUUAAAGGAAAGGGAGGAACCGUAUUCGGACCGGCCUACCAUAUUGAAAAAAUGCUUGAAGAUAUCGAACACGGCCGUGAAAUUGUCUGUUCCCUUCCUCCUGACGGAGCCUACGGAAUUGACGGAUGUUCCCUGGGUAUUCUUGCAACCGUCACGAAAGACGGCGCAAAGAUAAACGAGUCACUGAACCUCGAUGCAUGGGAACAGGAACAGUUCAUGAACGCUGCGACCUAUUUAAACGAAGAACGCGCGGUAUCCAUCAACGGUGACCAAUUACGAAAACUGUACACGAAAAAACCAUCCGAUGUCCGAACGGUGCGGGAAACGUACCAUCAUUUCGAAGCCGAUAUUCCCUUUACCUCCCGAUUUCUCAUCGAUAUGAACAUUACCGGCGGAAUUUCCGUUCCGGACGAAAUCUGUUCCUACCAUGAAAUCAAACCGGUCUCGGUCCCUUCAAAAAGCAGGAUAUGUACCUGCGAUAUCGAAUGCGAAGUAAGAAACGGACUCUCGGAACCUUCACUCGAUCGGAUAACCGCAAUUACCUGCCAUGAUUCAUUUACCGGAACGUAUGCAACCUUUCUCCUCAAAGGUCAGACGGAACUCCCCGCCAAUCCCGUUCCCGGUGCCAACGGCUGUUUCAACCCGGAAAAACAUACCAUAACCAUUCAUGCAACCGAAACCGAUUUAUUAAAUGCAUUUCUCGCUUACCUGAAACAAACCGACCCUGACAUUCUUACCGGCUGGAAUUUCACCAGUUUCGAUGCAAACUAUAUAUUUACCCGCGCAAAACAUCUGGGAUUUCCGGCAGACUGUUUCGCGCGUCUUCCCGGCGCCGGAACCGACCGGGAACCAGCCAUGCGCGGACGGAUCCUUUUCGAUUUGCUUGCAGCAUACAAGAAAAUGCAGAGUUCACAGAAGGAAUCGUACCGUCUUGAUGCGGUUGCCGAAGAUGAACUGGGUGAACAUAAAAUUCAUCACACCGAAUCAUUCAAUGAUUUAUGGAACUAUCACCCACAGAAAUUUAUCGAAUACAAUUUCAAAGACGUUGAACUCUGCGUUAAAAUCAAUGAAAAAAACAAUAUUGUCGAUUUUUUUCAGGAAGUCGCACGGUAUGUCGGCUGUCCUCUCGAUAAAACCCUGAAUUCAUCCAAUGUCGUUGAUAUUUUCGUACUCCGAAAAGCACAUGGGAAAUUCAUAUUACCCUCAAAAGGAAACAAGGAAGGAACGGAAUUCGAAGGCGCCACGGUUCUUUCCCCGUCCAAAGGUUUGCGUGAAAAUGUCAUUGUUCUUGAUUUGAAAUCACUGUAUCCUAUGGCAAUGAUGACCCUGAAUGCAUCGCAGGAAACCAAAUCGAAAACCGGUGAAAUCCAUGCACCCAACGGGAUUCGUUUCAAAAAAGAACCGGAUGGACUUACUCGCACCAUAAUCGGAGAACUGCUGACCGAACGCGACAACAAAAAGAACCUGCGAAACACGUAUCCUUACGGAUCCAAUGAAUAUCUACUCUAUGACAUGCAGCAGAAUGUCAUUAAGGUCAUUAUGAACUCAUACUACGGCGUUUCGGGAUUUUCACGAUUCAGAUUAUAUGAUACCGACAUUGGCGCCGCAGUCACCUCGGUCGGUCGCGCCAUAAUUCAGCAUACCAAAACGGUCAUUACCAAUCACGGCUACGAGGUUAUCUACGGCGACACCGAUUCCUGUUUUGUCCAGAUCCCCUCAUCAUCCCUGGAAGAAACCAUGAAAACGGCACGAAAUCUGGAAACCGAACUCAAUAAUAGUUAUCCUCAUUUUUCAAAAGAAACGCUUGGAGCUGAUAUCAACUACUUUUCCAUCAAAUUUGAAAAAAUAUAUAAACGGUUUUUCCAAGGCGGUAUCAAAAAACGGUAUGCCGGUCACCUUAUCUGGAAAGAGGGACAGACCAUUGAUAAAAUCGAUAUGGCAGGACUGGAAACCAAACGGUCGGAUUCGUCACAGAUAACACGGGAAGUCUUGUCAACCAUACUGGAAAUGAUUCUCAAAGGUGACGGCAAGACCGCAGUCAAAUCCUAUUUAUCGGCAAUUAUCACCGCGUAUCGCGCGGGAACGUAUCCGAUAGAUAAAGUAGGAAUUCCCGGCGGAAUUAACAAAGCACUGGAAACGUAUGACCAUCUCGAUGCGCACGGAAGAGGAGCCUUAUACUCAAAUACCUACCUCAAAACCCAUUUCGCACGCGGAAGCAAACCAAAACGGCUCUAUAUCAAAAACAGUUACGACGUUGAAAAAUUUCCGAAAACCGAUGUCCUCUGUUUCGAGUAUCCGGAAGAUAUUCCAGCAGAUACCUUUGAAAUUGACUGGGAUACCAUGUGCGAAAAAACCUUGCAGAUGCCGAUAUCAAGAAUCUUUGAUGCACUCGGAUGGGACUGGAACGAAUUUGAUCCCAAAGGAACAAAAGCAACGACACUGGAUAUGUUUUUCUAA
Cylicocyclus nassatus is the source of this 2955-nucleotide messenger RNA. Lineage: Eukaryota; Metazoa; Nematoda; Chromadorea; Rhabditida; Strongylidae. The record is from the annotation of a GenBank genome assembly.